AUGCCGCCUCAAUUUUUUAAAGAUGCACAUUCAGUAUUGAAUAACAAGUUUGUCCCAAGAUCAUUUGCCCUUAACUUGAAUGUUAAGGAGAAUUCAGACGGUGGUUCAAGUGGUGAUCAAAGCUUUGGAAGCCCAAGUGAAUCUUCUGUCACGCCUAGAGCGACAUCAACAGCUCCUUCAACUGGCUCAUCGUCUAGAUUUUUCGGCGCUUAUCCUGGCGGUAAAGAACGUCACGAUCAUAAUGAUGAUAUAUUAGAGGAUUCAUCAAUGGAGAAUUUUGAAAAUAUGGUUCAGCCUCAGCCAAAACUAAAGAAUGAUCAGGGUUCUGAAGAGAGAAGAGUUGUUUCAACAGGGAGAUCAUCCACUUCAGGGUCUGACGUUCUUGAGAUUACAGAUGUUAGAGAAGUUACACAGGUUGAUCAAUCACCAGAGUAUCCUGAAUCUUCAAAACACGACAAUCAGUCACAUACAUUGGAUAACAAAAACCAGGAUCUCGAAUACCAGGCUGCAGAGACUUCUGCAGAUUUGAUAAUGGAAGCUUUAGUAAAGUCUCAAAGAUUGUGUUCUCAAUAUAAACAAAAGUUGGCAAAAGCAGAAUCUAGGAUCGCUAGUCAAGAAGAGGAAAUCCAAUCCUCAAAAACCUCUGUGCUGACUUUGAAGCUAAGUGUUAAAAAGAGUCAAGACCUAUUAUCUGUCUUGGAGUCAAGAUCAAAGACCUUUUAUGAAUCGCAUAAAGAGGAAGGCUUACACUCCUCGUCUAUAAAGCAAGAAAUCAAAAGCCUCUUGGAAAAUAUAGAACAGCAGAAGAAUGAGAACUUAUCCUUAAAAAAGAAGUUUGAAUAUUUGAAACAAAUAAAAGUUUCAACGGGGUAUGAGAUAGAAAAGAAAAAAUUGGAUGAAACCUCAGGAUUGUUAUCUGAGCAGAAAAUAAAAUGUUCUGAGUUGGAGAAGAAAUUAGAAACAUGUCGUAAAGACUACGAUCAAAAGCUUGACUUAAAUUUGAAAGAAAACGAAAGGGUCCAAGAGGGAUUGAGAAACAGUUUAACUGAAUUCAAAAAUGAGAUUAUUGAAAAUCUUUACUCUUUAAAGCUUAAUGAAGAAGGUAUCAAUACCCAUCUUACAAAUAAUGAAAAAUCACAAGGUGAAAUGGCAAGUAAUUUGACUAGUCUCAGGGAAUAUUUAAAGCCUAAAAUGGAGAAGGUUAAUGCUGAUCAAGCUUUUGUGAAUUCAAUUUGUACUCAAGUUCUUGAUGAAUUUAAACAGUUGGUAAACGAUGUCAAAAGGAAUCACUCACAAACCUCUGAAAUUGAAAAUAGUUGCAAGAAUGUGGUGAAUAGUCUUGAAUCAUUGGAAGACAAAAUUAAACAAAAUAACGUUAACUCAAAGAAAGUGGCAGAUCUUAUGGAAUCGAAUAAAUCGAAUGAGAAGGAGAUAUCAGAACUCAAAUUGAAACUCGGUGAAUUUCAUACCGAAAAGCAGCUCCUUUCUAAGGAAAUUGAAACUUUGAAUCAAGACAUCCUUAAGAUCAAAAGUGAAAGAGACGAAUCAUUGAAAAAAUUCCAAAAGAAGUCUGAAGAGCAUGAAAAGUAUAUUACCCAAUCAGAACUGAAGGCUAAUAAAUCCAAGACCACCUCUGAAAGUAAAUUGAGGACUCAAAUGGAAAUCCACAAGUUGAUAGGUGAAGAAAGAGAUAAACUCAAACAGGAACUAGAAUUUAAAAAUACAGAUCUAACAGGUUUACAGAAUGAACUUAUUUCUUUAAAGACUACUCUAAUGGAAAAAGAAAAAUUAAUUACAAACUAUGAAACUGAGAAAUCCAGAAAUGAUCAAUCUUAUAAGGAUAUUGAAGCUGAAAUCACGAAAUUAAAAGAAGAGAACAAGCGGUUAUGUGAUAGUAUCGAUGCUCAACUCAAUUUGUCAACAAAUUAUCCUCAAAAAAAGCCAAUAUCUGUUCCUGCUCCAGCUAGUCAAGAGUCUACGAAUGAUUUAGAAUUAACAGCAAGCUUUCAGGAACUCAAUCGAAAAGAUUUACAAAAACCAAUCACUGUUAAUUUGAAGCCUGGCUCCUUAAAGUCAAAACCUGUUGAUUCAAAAAAGAAAACAAUAGUUUCAAAAUACAGCAAAAGGAAAAAGCUUCUUGAAGAUGAUGAGGGUAAUUUAUUUGAUAGUUUUGAUUUUGAAGAAACUGGGAGUGAUCAUGCUACUGCACCAAAACGGUACACCAAAAGAAGAAAAACUUCUGAUAAAAAUACCAAAAAAUAA
This is a messenger RNA of Hansenula ciferrii, 2262 nucleotides long. It is a transcript of the gene MYH4, whose product is annotated as Myosin. The record is from RefSeq and is a predicted model, not a curated record. NCBI's taxonomy places the organism in Eukaryota, Fungi, Ascomycota, Saccharomycetes, Phaffomycetales, Wickerhamomycetaceae. The transcript has 3 exons. Bases 1 to 2262 code for a protein of 753 amino acids.